AUCGUAGUCAGACUUUUUUUUUAUUACUUUUCUAAGGUUAUCAGACAAAUGUUGAGAAAACAAAAACAAAAGUGGGCGUGAGAGCAUUAAGUUCGAAGAAUUGAGGAAGAAGGAAGUAGCUUUUAGUGCUUUGAGUCAUAACUUUCAGUAACUUCUUUUGCGGAAGUUUGUUGCUUGCUGUAGUUAAAGGAAGUGAAAUGAGCUACCCGGGGUAUCCGUAUCAACAGGCUGGUUCCGGAAUGCCUCCUCCUAAUCCUGGUUUUCCAUCUCCAUUUCAAGCCACGAGCCAACUGAGUUAUCCUAUUAAUCCCAAUGCAACAGGAUUUCCUUCGAGCAAUCCUUCAUAUCCUUCUGUAAAUCCUCCGUACCCUUCAGGCAAUCCUCCGUAUCCAUCAGGCAACCCAACUUAUCCUCCAGGCAAUCCUUAUCCUCCAAGCAACCCUUCUUAUCCUCCAAGCAACCCUUCUUAUCCUCCAAGCAACCCUUCUAUUCCUCCAAACAACCCUUCUUAUCCUUCAAGCAACCCUUAUCCUCCAAAUAAUCCUUAUCCUUCAAGCAACCCUUAUCCUCCAAGCAACACAUCUUAUCCUCCAAGCAACCCUUCCUACCCAACAAGCAAUCCUUCAUAUCCCUUGGGAAAUCAAACACAUUCUCAAAGCAGUGUGCCAUACCCUUCGGGUAAUCCAUCGUACCCUGAGCAAAGCAAAUCAGAUCCAUUCAGCUGUCCGUAUCCCGGCAAUAACUCAUCAGCUGCCCAGCCAGGGUACCCUCAAGGCACUAGAGGGGUGCCGUACCCCCAACAGGGAGGUACAGUGCCGCACACGUCUUACACAACCCCGCCCCGAAGCAACCAGCCCAAGGCAACUUAUAGCAAGGGGAGGCCGACACUGAAGCCAGCUGCAAACUUCAACCCUCGACAUGACGCUGAGGUUCUUCGCAAGGCAAUGAAAGGCUUCGGCACUGACGAGCAAGCUAUAAUUGAAGUUCUGGCACAUCGAACCAGUGUCCAGAGACAGGAAAUCCCACGAGAGUUCAAGACGCUGUAUGGGAAGGAUUUGAUAUCAGACCUGAAAAGUGAAUUGUCGGGCCACUUUGAAGAUAUUGUUGUUGCCAUGAUGAUGCCACUGCCCCAGUUUUAUGCCAAAGAGAUGCACGAUGCCAUCAGCGGGCUAGGUACGGAUGAAGACACGCUGAUAGAAGUCCUCUGCAGUUUGAGUAACAAUGAGAUAAGGACCAUAAAGGCAGCCUAUGAGAGCAUGUAUCGUUCAUCCCUUGAAAGUGAUUUGGCAGGCGAUACCUCAGGCCACUUUAAGCGUCUUCUCGUAUCGCUGUGUAAUGCGAACCGUGAUGAGAGCUAUGCUGUGGAUCAGGCUGCUGCCUUCCAAGAUGCACAGCAGCUUUUGAGAGCUGGGGAGCUUCGAAUGGGAACUGAUGAAUCAACUUUCAAUGCAAUAUUGUGCUCCAGAAACUACGCUCAGUUACAGCAAAUAUUAGCCGAAUAUCACCGUCUCACGGGCCAUGAUUUGGAGAAGGCCAUUAAGAAUGAGUUCUCUGGAGACAUAGAGAAAGGCCUGCGUGCAGUUGUGAAAUGUGUGCGCAACAAGGCACUAUUCUUUGCUGAGCGGUUGUAUGAUAGCAUGGCUGGUGCAGGUACGAAUGACAGAGAUUUAAUCAGAAUUGUGGUGACUCGAUGUGAGAUAGACAUGGAAGACAUUAAGGAACAAUUUCUUGCAAAGUAUGGAAAGACACUUGAGAGUUUUAUAAAGGGCGACACAUCCGGCGACUACAAGAAGAUGUUGAUAGCGCUGAUUUCAUAAGUCCAUGUGCUAAGUCAUGUGACAUCAUUACAGUUGUAAGACAGCCUCCAAGAAUACAUACUGUAUCUCAAGUAAAUGAUUUGUCUUCUGAAUUUAAAUGUUUAGAAUUCUAUUGUGCCACUGUUGAAUCUUUAAUUAAGUAUAUAUUAUUACAGUGUAAGUUAACUAGCAGUUUUUUGUCAUAUAUGGUUGUAGUUCUAUGUUGUAAAGUUUUAUAUUGAUAUUACUAUUUUUGUUCACAGUAGGUAGUUGAGCCUCUCCUAAUUUGUUGAAUCUUAAUACGAAGUAUACAAAUUUGGUCAGAAGUUGCUUAUUUUAUAUCUAAAUAUAUAUUUUUAAGAUCUAAACAUUUUUAUAUAAAAUUCUUCAAUUAUUAUUUAUAUUUUUGAUACAGUACAAUGAAACACUUUUAAUUAUAAAUGGUCAUUAGUAUUUGACUCUGAGAUGUCACCAAUAAUUAAUGAAUCUUGUUAUUUUUGACUGAACUUUGGUAAUACAUGAAAACCAUUUGUUUAUUUUUUUAUUAGAAAACUGGUGUAUUACAGGAUUUAGUUGAUUACGGAGAAAGUGGCAGAAUGCUUAAUGGACGGUCCAGUCAACACUUGUCAUCAAACCUCCCAUAACUUGCAGUCCUGGAUUAUGUACUUAAAGCUGAGUGUCACCUCAAAAACAAAGUAAAAAACCAUGUGUAAUCCAUUGCUCUGACUCCUUUUUGUGCAACAACGCUGCCCACUUGGUCAUUCUCAUUGCAGAUUGUCCAAUUGCUGGCAAAUUGUGUGUUAGUAAAUUUGGAAGUAGUCAGGAGUAGUUGAAUCCUGCAUUGGUCACAGGCAGAGGCUGGAUCCAGAGGUGGUUUACAGGGGCACCCUCAUUAGUUGAAAAGAAAGAUGCAAUGUUAUAUAAUGAUUUCUAAAAUAAAUUUUCGGGCUAUAUUUAAUUUGAUAUACUUAUCAAAGAUGAAUGUAAAACUGUUAUAAAUAGUUUGGUCUUGAUGCAAUAUCUAGACUAAGUUAUUAGUAUAUCAAUAUCAGAAAAUUUUUCUGAGCGAGUUUCACCGGUCCCCUGGUUUUAUUGAGGAGGGGGUGUUCCAGACUUCUAGUGCCCUCGCCCCCGGUUUAUGAAUCUCAAAUGUGAAUUUUACUGUAUUGUUGCAGACAGUAAUUUACUUUCAAAAAGUUAAAUCAUAGGUAUUUUAUUGAGAACUCUAACUUCUCUUUUCUCCUAGAUAAUUUUGUUUUCAUCGUGGGGUAUUCAUUUGCACAGAAUAAUUGAUCUUCAGUGUAGGUGUAGUCAAAGUCUCACUGAGCUAGCACAUGAAUAACCUAGCUCUUAUGCAGAUUUCCGUUUAUUAGGUAUAAAAGAGAAGCUGCUAGGUUUAUUAAAAUAAUUUUGUUGUCAUGUUAAAUUUCUGUCUGUAAUAGUAUCAUAUGAUACACCUGUGUACUUUUGCUGUGCAUGCAUGUGCGCGUGUGGUGAAAUUAUAAUUUGUGAUGGAAGUAAGUUAGUAUUUUGUUAAAUUCUAGAUUUAUAUUUGAUACAGUGUUUACUAAAAACGAUAUUAGUUUUUAUAUGUUUAUAUAAAAUAUUUUCUAUGUAUUUUUGAUGGCUUAUUUUCUUUGUACAUUGUAGAAUGUUAGGUGGGUAAUUAAAGUUAUAUGGUUGGAAAUAAUAUUUAGAACAUUGUUUUAGACACUUAACCCUGUGAACUCUGUUGAGCUUGGUUUACCAUCUUCCUGUUCCAAUUCUUUGUCAAGCCAGGUUCCUCAAAUACCUUGAAUCAUGUGCCAUUUAAUGGAUUGGAGAACCAGACAAAUUAUUGGCACAGGAAUUUAAAUUUGGCAAACUUGGCUUAAAAUUUUAGUAAUGAAAAUGUGUAAGUGCUAAGUAGGUAUGUAGUAGUGUAUAAUUUAUAGAUUCUUUGUAUAUGUAGACUAUGCUUUUAAUUGUAACUUUUUAUAUGAUAUUGUUGAACUUCCCAUGUGAUGUCUCUAAGAAGACAUAGUAGCAUUGAUUUCGUAGGUUCACUUAUAUCAUACUGCCAUAUCCCACAGCAAGAUUAACCUCCUUACCCAGAAGCAUUUGCACUGUUUGUUUUUAGCAUUUCUGCAUUGUUUCAGAAGUUUGAUGUUUAUGUAUGGAUCUUUGAUUUUGAUUGUCCUUUUACAAAACUUGUCAAAUUAGAGAACUGUGAAUUUUUAAUACACAUUUUCUCAGUUAGUAAUACAUGGGACCUAUAUUUUAUUGCCUUGUAUAAUUUUUGGGCAGGAUUGCUGUUGUAAUAAUGAUUGAAUAAUACAAAUAAUGAACAAUGAAAACAUAAAUGCUAUAGUGUUUGCAAAACAUUGUGGCGAUGGCUGUUUUGGAAUACUAUUAAGGACUCAUUCUUUUCUGAUGCUGCAUUCAUUAACUAGUGGCUCUUAAUGUUAGGCUUAAUGUAACAUGUAACUAGCCAUGAAAGAAAAUUUAAAUUAUACACAUCUUACUAUAUCUGUAAGAAAUAUGUUUUUUUGUAGUUACAACAGCUAUUUUGUCUAUCAUUGUCACACAGUUUUCAAUGUGCCAAUGAUAUAGCUGGAGUAUUUGAAAAAUAGAUAAACUGAACUAAUGUGUCAACAACUGGUAAUGUGUGCCAAAAGACCUUGAAAGAAAGGCUAAGAUAAUGCAAACAGGGCAUAAUUGAUAUGUUCUUAGAUAGAAGUUUACAAUACCAAUUCUAAAAUGAUCCGCUAAAGAAGUGUCCUUUGGAAGUUGUUUUGGAUCAGCCAAAAAUAACAUUUUUAUUUGUGAAACAACACCAUGCACCCACCAGUCAAUUAGCCAAUAAAAGUUCUGGGAAUUGGUGCACAUCGCAGUAUUUUUUUCUGGUGUUGCGUGUAACUGUACCGCAGUGGUUCCAAGUCCUUCUGAACAUACUGAUAUAAAUGUAUUUCAUUGAGUUAAGAUACGCUAUGCUUGUGCAUUAUGGUGAUACUAAUAUGUAUUAAUGGUGCUUGUGUAAGUGCCUUUUCCAUUGUCGAGAUUGUGUGGCAUGUUAUUUCUGUUUGCUGUUUUGUAUAGUUAACUUCAAAAACCUAUAAAAAAAAGAGAUCCAUAUAUAUGUAUGAUUCUUUUAUUCAUACCCAAGUGAUAAUUUACUAUGCUUAUGGUGUCAAGGGUUUGUGUGAUAUCUGAUAUGGUAAGCUGUGGUCUACCAGGGCUAUUAUAAUUCUUGAAAACAGUGUUGGGUCAAUUUACUUUCCUGGGAUGAGCCAAAUCCAGUGAUUCAAAUAAUUGUGAUGAAUUUUUCAGAAUCCACUGAUUUCGGAAUCAUAAGUUGGGAUUGAUUCUUCCCGUAGCUGUAAUCGGAAAACCUCAGAAUUGCAAGUAUAGCAUUAUUUUAGUGUAAUCAAAAAUGCUUCAUGGGUAUUUUUGAUUAGAAUUUUUGUCGGCUUUGGUUAGAGUAUUGGUUAAAAUUAAUAAAAUUAUUUGGAUUAUUGUUCAAUUAACUAGACGUUAUUGGUUAUUUAGUAAUGAUAUUUUAGUUACUCAAUUUUUUUUAAUAAUAAGAAAUUUAUCCAAUUAAUUGGACAUUUAAUUUAAUAGUGGUUUGUAAUCAGAUACAUUAUGAGAGUAUUUUAUUGAAUAAAACUAGUUAAUUUUUUUGCACUUGAAGGUCAAAACUCAACUAUAAUAGAAAAAGAAUAUUUAAAGAGACCCAUACUACCACUUUUUUUAAAAAUGAAACUUUGUUUUAUAACAAAUAUUCUACGUUUACACUUCCAUAGUCCCAUUAAAUUUAUGAAUAGCAAAUUUUUAACUUGCUUGUUGAUGAACGUGUUUGGCAAUCUGACUGUUGACUUUUAAAGCAGCCAAAUGUUAAAAAUAAAACUAUGUAAUAAUUUGAUUCAUCAUCAUUUUAGCCCUAUCUUUUAAUAGUCCUGGUUGGUCAUAUCUAAACUGGAUCAAAAUAGUUAAAAGCCAUUUCAUAAUAUUUCAUAGUCACAAAAAAAAUUGUAUUCUAGAUUUGUAUGUUACAAUGUAUGGGCAUAUUUUAUGUAGUUUUUCUUUUUUUGUAGAUGCUUUUAAACAAAUGUUUUAUUGGAGUUCAUGAGAUAUAAACCACAAUAUAUUUGUGUUUAGAUUAUAGAUGUUUCAUUAUGUGUUUCACAAUAGUGCAUGAUUGAGUUGAUACAUUAUUUAAAAUAAAUAUCUCAAAACUA
Bacillus rossius redtenbacheri is the source of this 6016-nucleotide messenger RNA. RefSeq names its product annexin B9-like. The coding region runs from base 198 to 1817 and encodes 539 amino acids. The transcript is spliced from 10 exons. Gene Ontology annotation, molecular function: calcium ion binding; calcium-dependent phospholipid binding. Gene Ontology annotation, cellular component: cytoplasm. The record is from RefSeq and is a predicted model, not a curated record. Lineage: Eukaryota; Metazoa; Arthropoda; Insecta; Phasmatodea; Bacillidae.